AUGACUAAAUCUGCAGGAUGCAUGCCUAUCAAAAAAGGCUUUAUACUUUCGAGCCCCCGUGCAGACUUGAUUUCUGGAAGACCAGAAGCAACUCAAAUCUGUGAACUGUCUGAGAAUUCUGAUAAAUCAAGUGCAGAAAGUGAUUCGGAGACUGAACCUGAACAGGCCUCGGUGUAUCACAAACUACUGGCUACGCUGAAGACUUCUCCUGAGUCUGAGAGUGAGGAAGAAGAGGAUGAAAGUGAAUCAGAAGAAGCUGGGGAAAGUGAGACAGAAAUGGACAGUGAAGGGUCCCAGGAGACUGGGGAAGCAGAAGGUGGUGAAGAAGAUGAAAAUGAUAUACCAGACAAGGAAGAAGCUAAAGAUACAGCAGAGCAGAUGCUUGGCGAGGAGCAGGCUGAUGGUGCAGAUACCUCUUGUGACCUCAGUCAUGGAGUAAUUGAGGAGUUUACUGAUGCGAAACACGAAUCUGAAUUUAGCUUGGAAACCAAUUUCAUGGAAGAGGAGAGUGGAGAUUACAACGCAGAUGAGAGAAGGAGCAGUACUUCACAAGCCUUUUCAGAAGAUCCAUUUAAACAACACAUGGACAAAGAAAUGGAAGAAAAAGAAGUAGAAAAAAUGUCAACGCUUUCUAAAUCUUCAAGUCAAACAAAGUGGCCAAGGCUGGGCCAGGUAACUUUUUCUUCCGUUUUGGAGAAACAUAAAACCUUAAAACCAGAUAAAGAACUUGACGUGAAACAGCUUCAUCUUCACAAGCCUUUAGAAGUCACUUGGCCGAAAGUGAACAAACAAUUCCUCUCCUCACUGAACAAACCAAGUGAUCUCUGUUUUACUCCACUACAAAGAGAACUCUUCUGUAUCAUGAAUACAUACAGGGACUUGUUCUAUCCAGAAAGAACUGCUUUAACAAACGGAGAAGAAAUCCGGCUUGCUUAUUGCCUGCAUGCACUGAACCAUGUCCUGAAGGCAAAUGCCCAGGUGCUUACCAAUAAUGCUAAACGGAGGGACCAAAAGCCAAGGAUUGACAAUGAUGACUACAGAGAUCAAGGGCUCACUAGACCUAAGGUACUGAUGCUGGUGCCCUUCCGGGAAUGUGCUUUGCGUAUUGUGCACAUUUUCAUCAGUCUUCUUGAAGUGAACAGUGAAAGAAAAAUAGAUGUAAGUAAUAAAAAGCGCUUCAAAGGGGAGUUUGGUUCUGACCCAGAAGAGAGGCCUCCCAACCUGAAGAGACCUGAAGAUUAUGAAGCUGUCUUUGCUGGCAACAUUGAUGACCAUUUCAGAAUUGGGGUUGCAAUUCUUCAAAAGAGUAUGAGGUUGUAUGCACCAUUUUACUCAUCAGAUAUCAUCAUUGCCUCUCCCCUUGGUAUGAGAACUAUUAUUGGCGCAGAGGGGGAGAAGAAGAGAGAUUUUGAUUUUCUGUCAUCAAUAGAAAUUCUUAUAAUUGAUCAAGCAGAUAUCUACCUGAUGCAGAAUUGGGAGCAUGUUCUGCACCUGAUGAAGCACAUUAACCUCCUGCCUUUGGAUUCCCAUGGAGUAGACUUCUCCCGAGUGCGUAUGCUGAAUCUCAAUAACUGGUCUAAGUACUACCGUCAGACACUGCUCUUCAGUGCUCUUCACAAUCCCCAGAUAAACUCCAUCUUCAGCAAGCACUGCUUCAAUUACACGGGGCAGGUAGCUGUCCGAAACAUACCACAGGUUGGCUCCAUUAGCCAUGUUGUAGUACAGCUUCCUCAUGUUUUCCGGAGGCUAGAAGCUGACAACUUAACUUCUGUAAUAGAUGCAAGAUUUCAGUUCUUCAUUGACAAAGUUUUGCCCGAGUACCGUGAUGCCAUCAUGUCACACACACUCAUAUAUGUUCCAUCAUAUUUUGACUACGUACGUCUUCGAAAUUACUUCAAGAAAGAGGAGUUGAAUUUUGUUCACAUCUGCGAAUACACUAAGAAGGCUGGCAUCUGCAGAGCAAGACGUUUCUUCCUUAAGGGAGACAGGCAAUUCUUACUGCUCACUGAGCGCUUCCACUUCUACAAAAGGUACACAAUAAAAGGCAUUAGAAACCUCAUUUUCUACGAGUUACCAACCUAUUCCCACUUCUACAGUGAGAUCUGUAAUAUGAUGAAGGCCACAGACAAUGGAAUGGAUGCCACUUGGACCUGUACUGUCCUCUACUCUAAGUAUGAUGCUCAGAAAUUGGCUGCUGUUGUUGGCAUAGAUCGCACAGCUCAGAUGCUACAGUCCAAGAAAAACGUGCACCUCUUCAUUACAGGAGAAAAUGAAUAAGCAAUAUUGCAAACUAGAGCGUUCCAUGAACCUGAAUUUGCUCCUAAUGUACUUUUUGAUGUUGCUUUUUAAAUAAUUGUUAGACGUUUUAGUCCUUUUACUAACUAUCUUGUUGAAAUAAUUCUUUAUAGUAUUAAUUUUAUACUUCAGUUCUCUUUUCAGUCCAACAAGGAAAGGGAAAAUGCCAUUCAAGGAAGCAGGGGGUGGCAGAUUUCUCUGUAUGUAAAUAAAAUCAAGCCACUCUUCGUUAUAUGUUGAAAAACUCACUGUUUGGUCAAGAUCUGUGGUGUUAAAAUACCUUUUGAUUUGGUUGUUGCACUUCAUUUUCAGGUAUAGCAAACUCGCCUCCUUUCAUCAAAGGCAAACUUUUUCUUUUAAUUUAGGGAAAAAUGUGCCCACUUAUUGAGGCAGUGGUUAUUAUGUAAGGGAGGUGUAGAUAAAGCCUCAGCAACCCGCACAUAUUGUUGAAUGAAUGGUUUAAUUUGCCUUUACUUGGCUGAUGAAUGUGCUGGGGUGUGGACUGUGGUUUUCUAUUUUCCUCGAGUGGCCUAAAUAUCUCUGCCUGCUAUUUACAACACUCAUUUUGGUCCCACAGGCUGGUCAGUUUUAGUGAGGAUAGAUUUUUUUUUUUUUUCCCCCCCAAAAGGGUUGGAAAAUGAAUUAAAUUUGAUAGGCAGAAGAGCCCAGCCUUAUCUAGCCUCAGGAUUAUCAAAGCAGUGCUGUGCAACGCAAAACUGAUGCAGUAGCAAAUACCUGUUAUCUCCCCAGAUACCUGCGUUAUGUGUGUGUUUUUUUUUUUUCCUACUGCCCUUAAUCAUUGCUUGCAGAGAGCAUGAAAGUGUCAUUGUGCUGCCUCUCGUUUCUUUUUUUCUCCUCCUAAGAAGCUAAGUGUCAUUUAAAAGGAGGUAGAAGUAGGGAUUAAUUUCUGUACGCGUGUGCUAGAACUGCUGGGGGACGGUUCUGCAGAGGGGGCUGAUGAGACCUGUGAGAGCCCAAAUGCAAGACAGAAAUAUCUGCGCUGGGAUAAGCUUUGAGGAAAUUCUCAUCCUGGGGGGAUGGGGCAAGGCUUGAGGAAAAUAUACCCAAGGGAAAUAAACUCCUCAAGUAAAUGUACAAGCAUAUAACUUUAGCCAAUUUUUUAAAUUCUAUUCAUGAUUCCUGUAUUUCUCAGAGGCUGUGAACUCAUAUGGUAAUUGCACUCCUCAAAUCAUUUAGCAGAUGUGCAAAUUCAUGUAGUUCCUUGCUUUCUGUUUUAAUAGAUGAUGUCUGUUAGUUUUAAACAUCUCUAUUAUGCGCAUAAGAAUUAAAAGCCAGUCACGGCAAAGUUG
Struthio camelus australis is the source of this 3605-nucleotide messenger RNA. The record is from RefSeq and is a predicted model, not a curated record. Lineage: Eukaryota; Metazoa; Chordata; Aves; Struthioniformes; Struthionidae.